Ipomoea triloba (trilobed morning glory) is the source of this 906-nucleotide messenger RNA. RefSeq lists its product as uncharacterized. Lineage: Eukaryota; Viridiplantae; Streptophyta; Magnoliopsida; Solanales; Convolvulaceae. The record is from RefSeq and is a predicted model, not a curated record. The transcript has 4 exons. The coding region runs from base 305 to 682 and encodes 125 amino acids.
UUCCAAAUCAGCGGCCCUAAACUCCCUAUCUCUCUCUCGUUUCUCAAACUAUAACCCUAACCCUGUCACCCUCUUUCGUAUUCCUCCUCGGCGAGGACCUUUAGACCAUAGCAGCACAACAACCGGCGACCUUCCGUCUCUCUCUCUUGCUCUCGUUCUAACCAGCAGGGGAACCGGCGGCAGAGCAGAUUGACGGUGGUGGGAGGAUCGGGCGAGGACCUCCAGCGAACAGUAGCAGAUCGGAGCAGUAGGUGGUGGUCUCUCCGGCGUGGCUGGUCAGUGAAAAACUCCAUCGGAGCAGUAGAUGGUGGUUUCUCCACUUAGCGAAACCAUCUCCAGAUCUCCGACGCCCGUCAUCUCCUUCGACUGCGAUGCCCGCCACUCAGCCGACGACCUCCAUCUCCUCCCCGCCGACGCUCUCCACUCUGCCGUGACCUGCAGUGAAAGUCACCGCCGACGACCCCGCACACCACUGCCGACGCCACCGUUGGAAAAAUGUUUGCAUUAUAACAUUAAAAUGAAGUAUGAAGAGUGUUCAAAGUUGGUGGUAAAUCAGUAUUCUCCCAGAACUUCAAACAGCACAAUACCCAUCAAAUUAGGGAAAACUUGCAGGCAACAGAUAAGCAAGAAGCUUGAGCACAUUCCAAAGCAAUAUCAUCUUUCUGUGGGAGUGGCCAAGUGAUGCUGCUCUUCUUCUUGUUUGCUGCUCUUGUUUUUUCCUGACGAAUGGAAAUUGGUUUGAAAUUCACAAGGAGUAGAGGAUAUUUAAUUUUAAUGUUGAUCAUGUUGUUAUCAUUACUAUGUAAUGAACUCAUAAUGUGUAUAUUUUAUCAUUAAGAUUGAAAUACUGUAAUUUUUAGAAUUUUAAUUAUUUCAUUAUAUUGAGAGCUACAGUGUGCAAAAAAA